CUCAUUUCAUACAGUGUAGAGAAGGAGUAGGGUCCUAUUUCUGGUUUCAACAAAGUUAUGUAUUGUGCAUAGCCUAUCUCAAGGAUUUCGCGGGAAGCUUAGGCUUAUGAAGAUGGAAACAUUCUAAUAACUGUAUUUCAGUUGUGAAUUAAUUUAACGUUUUUCAGAACAACAGAAGAUGGACCACUUAUGGAGUUUAAUUGGGCUCCUGCAUAUCUCUCCAUUGACCUGGGCGUUCAAUCUAGACAUUGAUCGUCCCAGAUUAUUUAAGAACACUGAUGCGCGAUCCAGUUUUGGGUAUCGCGUGUGUCACUUUGGACCGGCAUGGGAUAGAAGUGUGUUAGUCACAGCCCCUUUCCUGGCUAACGGCACCGGGGGUCUGUACCGGUGCUCCUAUCACAGUGGACGUUGUGAUGCAGUACCGGUUCAGGUGGAUCAAGACAUUGCAUUUGGGCUGUCGAUUGCAUGCAGCACUGACAGAGUCAUGGUAUGUGGACCACAUCUGGUCCAUGCUUGCAACUUGUUCAACUACCUCAACGGGCUGUGUGUCCAGCUGGAUUCACAGCUGACAGUUGUGAAAAAACUCAAGCCAGCCUUUCAAGACUGCCAAGACUUUGGUCUAGAUGCUGUGAUUCUCUUUGACAGCUCUCAGAGCAUCACUAACAGCGAUUUUGAUAAGAUGAUCACAUUUAUAAAAAAUAUAGUCCGAAUGUUCACUGAUACCAGUGUACAGGUGGCAGUGGCUCAGUAUUCUACCGACGCACAUGCCGUCUUCCAUUUUCAGAACUUUGCAGUUGAUCGAAACCCGGAUAAUUUGAUGAAGUUUGUUAGCCACUCGCAGGGAAACACGUACACUCCCUCAGCUAUCCGCUACGUGCUUCAAGAAAUGCUGACAGAAAAACGAGGCAUGAGACGGAACUCCAGGAAACUGUUGGUUGUGAUAACGGACGGCAAAUCAAACGAUCCCAAGGACUCUUUUGAAAAGGUUCUACCGCUGGCAGAGGAGAGGGGAGUCGUCAGGAUUGCUGUUGGGGUAGGAAACCAGGUGUCUUCCGAGGAGCUCAAACAAGUGGCCUCGUCUCCUGAGGGCGUAUUUGAGACCAACAGCUUUGAGGCUCUGAAAACCAUUCAGGUCCAGAUCAGAAAUCAAAUCUUCAACAUUGAAGGAGACAGCGCUGCCAGCGCCAGGUCCUUUAAACAGGAGCUCUCACAAGGAGGGUUCAGUACAGCGCUCUCUGGGGGGGUGUCUGUGUUUGGGGCCCCGGGGUCGUACUCUUGGUCUGGAGGCAUGGUGGAGUCCAUGCAGGGAGCCAACGACACCUUCAUCAACGCUUCUGCAGUGGAGGCUGACAUGAAGGACUCUUACCUGGGCUACUCGGUAGCGGUGGCAGUGAUGGAGGACGGCCUUGUGUACUUUUCUGGGGCCCCCAGGUACAACCACACAGGCCUGGUCCUGGCCUUCCAGACGGACCCUGUCCUGGGACGGUGGACGGUCUCUCACAGGGUACACGGAGGCCAGCUGGGCUCGUACUUCGGUGGGGAGCUGUGUGUGUUGCAGAGGCCUGGCGAGGGUGACACAGCCCUGCUGCUGGUGGGAGCACCGUCCUUUCAUGAGCAGGGUGUGGGCGGGGAGGUGACAGUCUGCUCCCUGAGGCCCAGGGUCGUCAACUGCACCCACACUCUGCGCGGGGCCGCUGGGAACGAGCUGGGCCGCUUCGGGGCGUCUCUGUCCCCCUGUCCCGACCUCAACGGAGACGGGCUGCUGGAGCUGGCUGUGGGGGCCCCUCUGGAGAACAGGGGCCGGGGGAGUCUGUAUGUCUUCCUGGGGCAACCGGGGGGAAGCCUCCAGACCAGUUACAGUCAGAGGAUCCAGGGGGUGAGGGGGGCCAGUGAGCUGAAGUUCUUCGGGCUGUCUGUGCACUCUGCUGGGGACCUGAAUUCGGACGGCCUGGCUGACCUGGUGGUGGGGGCCAAGGGCGCUGCCGUCAUACUGAGGUCCCAGCCUGUGAUGCAGGUUCAGGUGUCGGUCUCUCUCGACCCGCCCCUCAUCCCUCAAGACUACUUCCACUGUGCCGGCGCCAUGGCGCUCGACACCCCUGUCGCCACGGCGACGCUGUGCGUCACGGUCCGAGGCAUCCACACAGGGAACAUCAAGGCACCUCUCCGAGCAUCAGUAGAGAUGUCUGUGGAGCUGGACUCCCAGACCAGGCCAGCUCGACUUCUGUUUUACCCCAGCGCCGCCACCUCUCGCUGGGCAGGCGAAGUCAACAGCACGGCCUGUCAUAACCUCUCCAUCAGCAUACCAGGUUGCAUCUCAGACUACCGUCCUGUGCUGCUGUCUGGCCGUCUGGCUGUGGAGGGACAAGAGGUCCCAGACACGGGGGGGCUGCGGUCUGUCCUCAGCCCAGACAGCCCCACCUCCUUCACACACAUGGUGUUGCUGGAGAAGGUGUGUGGCGAAGACCAUGUGUGCAUCCCUGACUUAAAAGUGUCCGUCAACUUCACCAGCCCAGAGGUGGUCGUCGUCUCCCGGUUCCCGGUGGAGCUGGCGGUGGGUGUGGCCAACAGUGGCGAGGACGCCGAAGGGGUGGAGCUGACGCUGACGCACCCCUCCUCCAUUACCUUCCUCCGAGCUAAGCAGUCUUUAGGUCAGGAAGCUGUUAGGUGUUUAUCCAACUCCACCGAGGUUGAAAAUGUCACCAUGACUACGUGUCACCUCAGCUCAGUCACUCUCCGACAGGGGUCAGAGAUGAAAGUGCUGAUGUCAUUUGAGGUUUCGGACCUCUCCUCUCGAACCCGUCUGUUGGCUGUGAAUGUGUCUGUCAGCGCGAAUGGUGAGGAACCGGACACUCUUUACGAUAACUUUGGAAGCAGCUCAGUCGCUGUCAAGCUACCCAUCAACGUCAUCAUCUUCCGAGGAGGCAACUCCACUCAGUUCAUCCGUCCACCAGAGACAACACUGAUUGAGCAUAUAUUUGUGGUGGAGAACGUGGGCGAUAUGGCAGCACCUGUGAACGCCACCUUCCUGCUUCCUGCUGAUUUGACGUCAGGCCACCGGUGGAGCGUGUCUCUGUCAGAACCUAUCGUCAGGACAACGUGUGAGAUAAGGCUGCUCUCGACCACAGAUAAAGAAACUUUGGCGAAUCAGAACUGUGGAGGAGUGACCUGUCUCCUGGCUGCUUGCACCAUAGCCCCAUUGAGCCAGCAGCAGUCAUGCAUCUUCAGGUUUAUUGGCAGUGUCAGCCUAGAGGCAGAUGGCUCAGGGGCACAGGUGGAGGUGAGGAGUCGGGGGGUGUUAUCGUUUGACCGGGCGGUCUACGCCCAGUACCCUGCCCACAGCUUCCAGACCCUCACGAUUGUGACAGUCCUGGACACGCCCCCCCCUUCCCAGGUGGCUUUAAUCACCUUGGUCUCUGUGCUCUGUGCACUGCUGAUCCUGCUGGUGGUGUCUGCAGUUCUCUUCAAGAUUGGAUUUUUCAAACAUCGGACGCCCCCUAGUGGUAAAGAGGAUGAUGCAGCUGAACCAGCCUCUACUGGAGAGACCAACUCUCCUAGAGAGACGGUCCUGUAGCCCAGACCUCCAUCCUCCCUGAUCGACGGCCCUCUUGCCAGGACCUCUGCUCUCCCUGAAGCACCACCGCAAGAACGGAUGGACUAGAAGUUCCUGCCGGAUGGAUCGUGAACUUCUCUUUUCACGUGGACCUGACUCCCAUCUGCUUUUUCAACCCUGGAGUCUUGAAAGACAAGACAUGUAACGAUUGUUUUGUAGAUAAAACAAAAUUCCAUCCACCCAUGGAAUAAAUUCCCAAAUUACAUGAAGGGUAACUGGCCUCUGCAGUGUUUAUAAAGUAACUACUUAGACACAUAACUCUUUAAAUUUAGACACAUUAAUAUAUUUGACAAACUACUUGGUUAUCUAUUUUUGAUUUAAUUUAGACAUGUUCAUAAGAUGUUCCUUUUUGAUUUAAGAGCUUUUAACACAACAUACUGGAUCUUAGUGUCACCAGUUGACCUGCAACUCCUUGUAAAGGCAAUGGCAUUAUUAGGCACAUGUGAGUUCAACAGUUUGUGCUGCACCAAGUCAAAUGAAGGACGGUAUAAUAAAACAUUUACAUGUAAAACACAACACCUGAAAAAUGCUAGGGGAAAAAAAAAAUUCAGGUCAAGUAAAACCAAUCUGGGAAUGUGACAUUCUAUAGUCGACUCCGGUAUUACUAAAUCCGUUGAGAA
Messenger RNA from Osmerus eperlanus (European smelt), 4230 nucleotides. Its product is annotated as integrin alpha-X-like. Gene Ontology annotation, biological process: cell adhesion mediated by integrin; integrin-mediated signaling pathway; cell-matrix adhesion. The record is from RefSeq and is a predicted model, not a curated record. Lineage: Eukaryota; Metazoa; Chordata; Actinopteri; Osmeriformes; Osmeridae. Gene Ontology annotation, molecular function: integrin binding. Bases 179 to 3571 code for a protein of 1130 amino acids. The transcript is spliced from 30 exons. Gene Ontology annotation, cellular component: external side of plasma membrane; integrin complex.